AUGUUCUGGCGAUUCGGCGGCUACGCCAACAUCUCCACCAUCGAUACCAUCCUCGACAAGUCCGACUUCACCCUCGAGGAGCUUCUGGACGAGAGCGACCUGAUCCAGGAGCUGAAACAGCACAAUGCAAAGCUCAUCGACUAUCUCAGGGACGAGCCCGUCCUGGUGAGCCUGCUCGAAUACGUCGUUGCCCCAAGGCUUGAACCCGUCGCCACCCCCGAUACCGAUGCCACCGCUGCCGGUGCCGCCGCCGACGAUGAUGACGACACUGACAAGGGUAAGGCUCGCGUCCUACCUUUCUCCCGGCCCAGGGUGUCCUCGCGCGCAUCCGAACCCGAGAACAAGGAGGAGGAGCUAGAGAAGAAGCGCAACAGAUAUGCCUAUGUCGCUGCCGAGAUCCUGGCCUCGGACAACUGGUCUAUCUGCGAGGCCCUCCUCGCGAACAAGGCCAUGCUGCGCAACUUUUGGGACUUUUUGCGGCGGGAUACCCCGCUUGAUCCGCUGCAGGCCAGCUACUUUACAAAGGUCAACGAGGCCCUCUUCGACAAGAAGACCGAGGAGAUGAUCGACCUGCUCAAGUCCAUCGAGAAUGCCGUUCCCGACAUGCUGCGGCAUGUCGACUGCCCUAUGAUCAUGGACCUACUGCUCAAGAUUAUCAGCCUUGAGCGAACAGAAGCUGGACAAGGCAUUGUCGAGUGGCUCUACACACAAGACGUUAUGCCGACCCUCCUCUCCUUCCUCGGUCCCGAGCACAGCUGGGCGACCCAGACCUCAGCUGGUGAUUUCAUGAAGGCUAUCAUCACCGUCUCGGCCAACGCCUCGCAGAAUGAACAGACGUGCAUCGGUCCCAACGAGCUUACUAGGCAGCUGGUGUCAAAGCCCUGCGUCGAGCAGCUGAUAGCAUACAUGCUGGGUGGUGGGAACGCUCUCACCGUCGGCGUGGGCAUCGUCAUCGAGGUGAUUCGCAAGAACAACUCAGACUAUGAUCCUGAUGUCGGCGCCGAGGCCAAUGCUAUCCCUUCAAGUCGGGAUCCGAUUUACCUUGGGACCUUGUUGCGGCUCUUUGCAGAAAAUGUGCCUGACUUCAUGAACCUGAUCAUGAAUGCCCCGGCGCAAAAGGCACGACUGGUCUCUACAUUCGGCGAUAAGAUCGAGCCGCUCGGCUUCGACCGCUUCAAGACAUGCGAGCUGAUGGCAGAGCUGCUGCACUGCAGCAACAUGGGCCUGCUGAACGAGGUCGGGUCGGAGGAAUUGAUAGCAGUAAGAGAUGCCGAGCGCCAGCGGCUUCGGGUCGAUGGAAGGCUGUCCUCCCUGCGCGGUGAAGAGCUACCUUCGUCUGCAGAUGAUCUCACCAUGAGGAUAUCCCACUCGUCUCCCGUUGAUGAAGGUCGGCUGCAGAUCACCAACAUCUCGGAAGACGACGGGUUCGAAGAAGUGGCUCACAGCACUGAGAUGACCGAGGACACUUCACAUGAGUUUGUCAAUGCCGCAGAUGAAAUACAGUCUGGCCACCCAUCGUCAUUCUUGGACAAGGACGACGACGAUUUUGUGGAUGAGCCCCUCACGUCGCCUCGGCUCAACGUUGCCUCUGAUGAGCUGGAGAAGCCGCACUUCGACGAGCCAGACCUGGUUGUUGCGCCCCUUUCCCCAUCCAAGCAGAAGGCUGUCGAAGUUGACGAGCUGCCGAGCUCGCCGCCACCCAUCGGAGAGGACAAGGUUGAGGAUCUGGUGGAGGACUUGCAGAAGUCUAUCCUCGAAGACAAACCGGCAACGCCGGAGGUGCAGGACACAGCUGCUGCCGGCGACAACAGCGAGGCUUCGAGCACUCCUGGCACCAACACACCUGCCGAGUCUUCUGUGGCUGGCUCCGAGGCCAAGCCUGACAAGGUCGAAACUGAGGCAGCAGAAGCGGCAGAGCCCGAAGGUCCCACAGAGUCAGAUCUGUCAAACCUCCAACCUGUUGUCGGCGACUUCUUGAAGAUGCAGUUUGUUGAGCACAAUGUCGUGCCGACGAUCCUUUCAUUCUUCUUCAAGUAUCCAUGGAACAACUUCCUGCAUAAUGUCGUCUAUGAUAUCGUGCAGCAAGUUUUCAAUGGGCCCAUGGACCGCGGCUACAACCCCACCCUGGCAAUUUCCCUGUUUGAAGCUGCCGACGUGACGACCCAGAUCAUCAACGGCCAACGCGCUAGUGAGGAGUCGCAGCGGCAGUCAAAGACCCGGAUGGGCUACAUGGGUCACCUUACACUCAUUGCCGAGGAGGUAGUCAAGUUCACUGAGCGCCACCCGCCUGAGCUUCUCAGUGAGACUGUCUUGCAGAGGGUCAUGGACCAGGAAUGGAUCAACUACGUCGAGGGUGCAUUAGCUGAGACCCGAGAACGUGACAAUGCCAUACUGGGCGGAGUUCGCCCCGAGGUGGCUCUGAGCAAUCCAUUCGGCAGCUCUCAGAGCGGUGGCUCCAACGCCCUUGCGGAGGCAGGUUUGAACGGCAGCCUGGGUGAUAUGGGCGGGGAUGGAGGAGGAAACGGGAUCGGGCCUUUCGCCAUCUCUGCUGGGACCCUGAUGUCUGGCUUUGGAAGCAGCUCUGAUGAAGACGAGGACGAGGAGGCUGAGAACGAGGAGGAUGUCAACAAUGAGGGUUCUAUGGAAGUCCUGAACCCGCCAUCCAUCCCGCCACCCCCGCCACCCCCACCACCACUGAACAUUCCUCCCUCGCGUGCCCGCAUGGCCUUUGCUGCACGCCUUGCU
This is a messenger RNA of Cryphonectria parasitica EP155, 2745 nucleotides long. RefSeq names its product SAPS-domain-containing protein. NCBI's taxonomy places the organism in Eukaryota, Fungi, Ascomycota, Sordariomycetes, Diaporthales, Cryphonectriaceae. The transcript is spliced from 6 exons. The annotation marks the transcript as partial. The record is from RefSeq and is a predicted model, not a curated record. Gene Ontology annotation, molecular function: protein phosphatase regulator activity; protein phosphatase binding. Gene Ontology annotation, cellular component: cytosol; nucleus.